This is a messenger RNA of Selaginella moellendorffii, 1247 nucleotides long. RefSeq names its product zinc finger protein-like 1 homolog. Gene Ontology annotation, molecular function: metal ion binding. Lineage: Eukaryota; Viridiplantae; Streptophyta; Lycopodiopsida; Selaginellales; Selaginellaceae. Bases 54 to 1070 code for a protein of 338 amino acids. The transcript has 9 exons. The record is from RefSeq and is a predicted model, not a curated record. Gene Ontology annotation, cellular component: Golgi apparatus.
UAGGGCUCUUUAGGGUUUCGCGUUCUAGGGCGAUCGGCGAUCGGCGAUCCGCGAUGGUGGUCUGCGCGUGCCGCAAGGCCACGCGAAUCUACUGCUAUUGCCACUCUCUCGCGCUCUGCGGUGAAUGCGUGUGCGCGGAUCAGCACAAGAUUUGCGUGGUGCGAACUUAUCCCGAGUGGGUGAUCGACCCUGACUACUCGUGGCCUCCAAAAUGUAGCGUUUGCGAUGAGGAGCUUCGUGAAGAUCAAGCGGUGUCCAGACUGGGAUGUCUACAUGCUUUGCAUUCUUCCUGCUUGGAGUCACACCUCAAGAGCUUCCCAGAUCAUACAGCUCCGGCUGGUUAUGGAUGUCCAGAGUGUGGCUUGCCGCUUUGGCCUCCACCGCCAAAGAACUUUCGAAACUUCAACGUUGGUCUUCCUUUGAAACUCAGGGAAGCGAUAGCACAGGCUGGCCUCGCAGGAACUUUGCUGGGAGGUGACUUGACGAAUCCGGAUGCCGCACCGGCAGCGUUUUCGUCCAUGCCUCUCGUCUCUACCAUCGGGAUCCCGGAGAAGAGCGCGCUUGAAGGCCACCAACCUGUCUCGACAGUGAGCGAGAUAUCUGCUGUGGAUGAGCCGUCAUCUACUGCUCCAGUGGCCUCCACCUCUGCAAAUACUUCGCCAUCUCCCAAUGUUUCGUCCCAAAUGGCAAAUUCUCUAGCAAGGAAAAAUUCCUACCGGCCGGAGAAGGUUGUCAUAGGAUCAAUGCCUUACAUCGACGAUGAUGGUGACGAUGAGGACGCAAUCAGUAGAAAAUAUGCCCGUCGUGGGCCCUUCUACAAGCAACUUUUGACGCACAUCCUACCGUUUUGGUCCCCCGCAUUGCCAACUUUGCCAGUGACAAAUCCCAACCUGCGGAAAGAUGGCGAUGAAGACCGUGGCGAGCUUCACUCUCGUCGUCGCCAUCACCGGCAUUCAACCGUUGAUCCGAGAAACAUCCUCUUCGUUUUUGCGAUCCUGUCUUGCAUUGCGACAAUGUUGCUGCUGUACUACCGCUUGAUCCAAAACUCGUCCCUGGCAACAACGUCGUAAGGAAAAACAAAGACAGCGUAUUCCCUGUUUGCUGCUUUGUCACCUCAAUCUCAGAAACGUUUCCACUCCUUUGCUUUCAGUGGCCAACUUGGUGUGUCCUUCGAUUCAGCCAGGCAAAAAAAAAAGGAGAGAACGAGCGAAUAAAGAUUAAAGAAUGGUACCAUGUUGGUGUCUGAA